GCUUGUUCUUUCUCCAUGUUGGUUGCUUUGUCCAUGGCUGAGAUUUGUUCUUCUUGCCUUACUUCUGGGGGUCUCUACUAUUGGAGUACCAAGCUUGCUGGCCCAAAAUGGUCACCAUUUGCUUCAUGGAUAAUUGGCUGGUAUGUAAUAAUUUUUCAGUGGGCAAUCACAUUAAGUGUAGAUUUUUCACUUGCACAGCUUAUUCAAGUGAUCAUUCUCCUUAGCACUAGUAGAAAAACUGGUGGUGGAUAUGAGGCCUCAAAGUACUCAGUCAUUGCUUUCCAUGGAGGAAUUUUGCUUCUUCAUGCUAUCACAAAUAGUCUUCCCAUAUCUUGGUUAUCUUUCUUUGGACAGUUGGCUGCUGCAUGGAAUAUUGUUGGAGUGUUUGUUCUUAUUAUCCUCAUUCCUUCUGUUGCCACUGAGAGAGCUAGUGUCAAAUAUGUCUUCACUCACUUCAACACUGAUAAUGAGCAAGGAAUCAGCGACUCAGUUUACAUUUUCAUUCUGGGGCUUUUGAUGGGUCAGUAUUCACUAACUAGUUAUGAUGCAUCUGCUCACAUGACAGAAGAAACCAAAAAUGCUGAUAAGAAUGGACCAAGAGGAAUACUUAGUGCUGUUGGGAUUUCUAUCAUUGUUGGAUUGUGUUACAUACUUGGCAUCACUUUUGCGGUAACCAAUAUCACAUCCCUUUUGGAUGAAAAUAAUGAUUCUGGUGGUUAUGCCAUUGCUGAAAUAUUUUACCAAGCAUUUAAGAGUAGAUAUGGUAGUGGUGCUGGGGGUAUUGUUUGCUUGGGAGUGGUUAUUAUAAUUCUUGAAAGUCUAGUGGAUGAGAAGAAAGUAGUAGAAGGCCCUCUUGAGUUGAGUCUGAUAUAG
Molecule: messenger RNA, 873 nt
Organism: Humulus lupulus (European hop)
Lineage: Eukaryota; Viridiplantae; Streptophyta; Magnoliopsida; Rosales; Cannabaceae
Product: amino-acid permease BAT1 homolog
Exons: 5
Coding region: 16-873 (285 amino acids)
Biological process (GO): gamma-aminobutyric acid transport; transmembrane transport
Cellular component (GO): membrane
Molecular function (GO): L-alanine transmembrane transporter activity; L-lysine transmembrane transporter activity; gamma-aminobutyric acid transmembrane transporter activity
Source: RefSeq, a predicted model, not a curated record